UACAUGAGCAAACGGUCGAACACUUGCCGUGCACCAACAACAGCACAGAGCCAUGGAGCUCCUCGACGGACUCGACGUCCCCCUCCUCCCGGCUCUCCUCUCCGCAUUGGCCAUUUCCCUGACCAUAUGCUACGUCCUCUUCUUCUCCCGCGCCGGCAAAGGGCUUCCACCGGGGCCUCGGGGCUGGCCGGUGCUGGGGAACCUCCCGCAGCUGGGCGGCAAGACGCACCAGACCUUGCACGAGAUGUCGAAACUCUACGGCCCCGUGCUCCGGCUCCGGUUCGGGAGCUCCGUGGUGGUGGUGGCCGGAUCCGCGGGCGCCGCGGAGCAGUUCCUGCGAACCAACGACGCCAAGUUCUCCAACCGGCCCCCAAAUUCCGGCGGCGAGCACAUGGCGUACAACUACCAGGACGUCGUCUUCGGGCCCUACGGCCCGCGGUGGCGCGCCAUGCGGAAAGUCUGCGCCGUCAACCUCUUCUCCGCCCGCGCCCUCGACGACCUCCGCGGGUUCCGCGAGCGGGAGGCAUCCCUCAUGGUGAAAUCGCUUGCCGAUGCUGCCGCCGCGAGCGGCGCCGGUCCCGUGGUGGCGCUGGGGAAGGCGGCGAACGUGUGCACGACGAACGCGCUGUCGCGGGCUGCGGUGGGGCGAAGGGUGUUUGCGGCGGCAGGUGGCGAAGGAGCGAGGGAGUUCAAGGAGAUCGUGCUGGAGGUGAUGGAGGUGGGCGGGGUGCUCAAUGUCGGGGACUUCGUGCCGGCGCUCCGGUGGCUCGACCCGCAAGGGGUGGUGGCAAGGAUGAAGAAGCUGCACCGCCGGUUUGACGACAUGAUGAACGGGAUCAUCGCCGAGAGGGAGGGCGGGUGCGGUAUGGCGCCCGGAGAGGAUGGGAAGGAGAAGGACCUGCUGGGGUUGCUGCUCGGGAUGAUGCAGGAGGAGAAGUCGCUCACCGGCGGCGAGGAGGAUGACAAGAUCACGCACACCGACAUCAAGGCCCUCGUCCUGAACCUAUUCGUGGCGGGUACGGAGACGACCUCAACCAUAGUGGAGUGGGCGGUGGCGGAGCUGAUCCGGCACCCAGACCUCCUUCAGCAGGCCCAGGAAGAGUUGGACGCCGUCGUGGGCCGGGCCAGGGUCGUCUCGGAAGCCGAUCUGCCGCGCCUCCCCUUCUUCACCGCCGUCAUCAAGGAGACCUUCCGCCUGCACCCAUCCACGCCACUCUCGCUCCCGCGGAUGGCCUCCGAGGAGUGCUUCGUCGCCGGCUACCGCAUCCCCAAGGGCACGGAGCUUCUCGUCAACAUCUGGGGUAUCGCCCGCGACCCGGCCCUGUGGCCCGACCCGCUCGAGUUCCGGCCCUCCCGGUUCCUCGCUGGAGGGUCACAUGCUGAUGUGGACCUCAAGGGUGCUGAUUUCGGGCUGAUCCCGUUUGGGGCUGGCCGGAGGAUCUGUGCCGGGCUCAGCUGGGGGCUGCGAAUGGUGACGAUUACGGCGGCGACUCUGGUGCACGCGUUCGAUUGGGAGCUGCCGGCGGGGCAGACGCCGGAUAAGCUGAACAUGGAGGAGGCGUUCUCUCUGCUGCUGCAGCGGGCCAUGCCGUUGAUGGUCCACCCCGUGCGAAGGCUGCUCCCAUCGGCAUAUGAGAUUGUGUAGAAGUGAAAUAUGAAGAGGUUUAUACGGUCCGGGUACCAAAUAAAUUUGGGAUGAAACAUUAAUUGUUGACGUGUGUGUAUUUGUUUGUUAACAUUCAUCCUUGUGUAUUGAUCCGAAAUAUGUUGAUCAAUCGUUGUAAUUAAUUGAUGACCGGUAUGCUUGAAAGAUCAGACGUAUUUGUGUUCUGAA
This is a messenger RNA of Brachypodium distachyon (stiff brome), 1834 nucleotides long. Its product is annotated as flavonoid 3'-monooxygenase CYP75B4. NCBI's taxonomy places the organism in Eukaryota, Viridiplantae, Streptophyta, Magnoliopsida, Poales, Poaceae. The record is from RefSeq and is a predicted model, not a curated record. The coding region runs from base 53 to 1645 and encodes 530 amino acids. Gene Ontology annotation, molecular function: heme binding; oxidoreductase activity, acting on paired donors, with incorporation or reduction of molecular oxygen; monooxygenase activity. The transcript is spliced from 2 exons.